ACUUACGAAUUGACAAUCGUUAUCACUGUCAGUCGUUGUAUAGUUGUAUGAGUACGAACACGAAGGAAAUUCUGCAAAUUUCAUGUUCUCUAAUUAAAAUGUCGUUUGUUAAAGAGGACAGCAGUGUGCUGAUAAUUUUAGACAGUGAACUGUCGCGCAACGAUGUAGCAGGCUUGGUGAAAGAAGUCGAGACGCAGCUUAAAAAUGCAGACCAAUUGUCGAUAGUCUCGUCGAAAGAGUUGCAGAAAUGUAUUAAUUCCUCUUCUUACGAUGCAAUUGUUUCUAUCUUUAAACGAUCGUGUCCGAAUCCGAAAGUACUUCUAGAAGAAUGUCUGCGAAUGUUGAAACCUGGUGGCACAUUAGUAAUUUACGAAUCGUUCCAACAAGAAGAGAACGUAAACUUAAUUUAUGACGAAAGAGUGUCGAACUUAAAAUUAACUGGUUUCAAAGAGAAAGAUCAAGAAUUUUUCGAUACUAGGAAGCUGAAAGAUCUUUUAGUUAAUGUAUACAGUGAUGUAGAUUCCGUUUGUGAGGUGGUAGCAGAAAAACCAAGAUUCGAGAUCGGAUCUAGCGUGACACUUAAUUUUGGCGAGAAAAAAUCGUCGAAUAUCUGGAAACUGGAUAACACCGUUGACGAUGAACUGAUCGACGAGGAUGACCUUUUGGACGAGAACGAUAUUUUAAAACCCGAAGCGUCUAGUUUAAGGGUGUGCGCUACCACGGGUAAAAGAAAAGCGUGUAAAGACUGUAGCUGCGGCCUGGCGGAGGAACUGAGCGGAAAGGCCGCACCGCAAGAGACACAGAAAUCCUCUUGUGGGAAUUGUUAUCUGGGGGAUGCGUUCCGUUGCGCCAGCUGCCCAUACCUCGGCAUGCCCGCGUUCAAACCCGGGGAGAAAGUGGUUCUACCCGAGAGCCAAUUAAAAACGAAUUAACUCCGAUUAAUUUAAUAAUCACGCGUCAUUACUAUUUUCCAUAUUACACAUCAAAUCGCAAAGGAUGAUCUACUUUAUUUCGUCUCCCCAGAGUGAAAUACGUCGCGUUCAAAACGAGAAAUGUACUUGAAAUUUAUGUAAUAAAAGGAUUUAAAAUA
Molecule: messenger RNA, 1090 nt
Organism: Ceratina calcarata
Lineage: Eukaryota; Metazoa; Arthropoda; Insecta; Hymenoptera; Apidae
Gene: CIAPIN1
Product: cytokine induced apoptosis inhibitor 1
Exons: 5
Coding region: 48-932 (294 amino acids)
Biological process (GO): iron-sulfur cluster assembly
Cellular component (GO): cytoplasm
Molecular function (GO): iron-sulfur cluster binding
Source: RefSeq, a predicted model, not a curated record